Messenger RNA from Hypanus sabinus (Atlantic stingray), 1076 nucleotides. RefSeq names its product protein unc-93 homolog B1-like. The coding region runs from base 16 to 1044 and encodes 342 amino acids. Gene Ontology annotation, biological process: intracellular protein transport; toll-like receptor 9 signaling pathway; toll-like receptor 7 signaling pathway. Gene Ontology annotation, cellular component: endosome; lysosome. The transcript has 5 exons. NCBI's taxonomy places the organism in Eukaryota, Metazoa, Chordata, Chondrichthyes, Myliobatiformes, Dasyatidae. The record is from RefSeq and is a predicted model, not a curated record. Gene Ontology annotation, molecular function: Toll-like receptor binding.
AUUAGAUAGGUUUUAAUGCCGUUGCCCCGCACUGUUCUGAAAUUCCGGAGAGUACACAGGUCCAAAACCAUCAAACGUUCUUCAUAUGUCAGGACUUUCAAUCCCGGAAUCAAUUCCGUGAAGCUCCUUGGAACCCUCUCCAGUUUCAGCAAAACCUUUACCUUCUCUACUCAUCGUCCUUCCCCCCACAACCCCCUCACCUGUCUCCUGCCAGCUUGCACGCUCUCCCCUUGUCCUUCCAUUCCCGGCCUGGAGCGUUCUCCCUCCACAGACGCUGGGCGGACCUCGUCUCUGACCCUCUGUUCCCCGUCCCAGCAGAUCGAUGACUUUAUGGGUCAGGAUUACAACGAGGAGGAGGAGGAGCACAAGUACUUUCGCCGCAAGCGUUUGUUCGUCAUCAAGAACCUGGUGUGUGCCAGUGUGGGCACCAUGCUGAUCUACGCCGUCUACCUGGGGCUCCUGCAGGUACAGUUGAUCCUGCACUAUGACGAGACGUACCGGGAGGUCAAGUACGGCAACCUGGGUCUGCAGGACAUCGACAGGAAGAUGCUGAUGGGGAUCAAUGUCACCCCCAUCGUGGCGCUGCUCUACACCCCUGUCCUCAUCAGGUUCCUGGGCACAAAGUGGAUGAUAUUCCUGGCCAUGGGGAUUUACUCUCUCUUCGUAUCCACCAACUACUGGGAGCGUUACUACACCCUGGUCCCGUCCGCUGUCGCCAUUGGAGCUGCGAUUGUCCCACUCUGGGCAGCCAUGGGGAACUACGUAACCAGAAUGGCUCAAAAGUACUACGAGUAUCUCAACUACAAGGAGGAACACGUUCAGGAGCAGAAGAAACCGCCGAAAGGAGUUUGUCACAAGCACAUCAUCACUUUCCAGUGUGUCUUUUACUUCUUCUUUAACAUGAGCUUCAUCUUUGCAGAGGUGCCAACGGCGGUCUUCCUGGAUAACUACCUCUGCGUAGCUGAUCACACCCUCUUCAACGUGAAACAUUGUGGUGAGUUAAACAUCCAACAUAGAAAGCUAGCACCCCAUAGGCUUUCUUAACUAUCCUGUCUACCUGUGGACAUGUACCCCCA